AUGAAUAUUGCUAAGAAUAAGAAUGUUGGUGAGAAUAGAAGUCUUGAGCUGCGACAUCAAGUUUCUGGCGAGUCUAGCAAAAGAUUAUCUUCCUGCGGAUCCGAAGCAGGACACAAGAAGCAACUCCCUCGGCUAUGGAAGCAGACCACCCCAAUGAGUCAGGCCAUAAUCCAAAACCACCUUGAGCAUCAGCACCAGACAUUUGUUCGAUCUCCAUCAAAGAAAGAACUCACAGUUCCCUCCUUCGGUUUUGACUCCGGUGAAAUGAGCAUGCUCCAAAGUCUAGAAGAGAACCCCGAAGAGGAUUUCAUGUCACUCUUGCCACCUGUGUCCUCACAGAGACGGUUCAGCGAUAAUCCACCAAUGAAUAAACAGCUCGCGGGAUGUGCAUUCCAACCCAUGACAUCGCCUGCCAUCAUCAACUAUUCAACACGCCAUCUUGAAUCAAACUUGAAGCUGCGAAGUGCCCCAGCACGUUCCUUCUGCUGUAUUUACCACAAAAGACAUGGAUAUGAUAAGCCUUACCGUUCGCCCAAUUGUACCUGCUCCUGUAGUCAGCUUCGGAAAAACCCCACCUCCAGCUCCUAUACGGAGAUGAUCAUGAUGUAUCCCAGGGAUAUGGGGCUGCCAGCGUGCUGUCAUUCUCCUCAAAACUCAGAAAAUUUCCUAACCGAAGACUGUUGUAGCUGUUCUAGGCAAAAAACAAACAGACUGGUGAUAGAUCCUGUCACAAAUGAGAUGGGGAGUGGUCGAUGUUUUUCCCCUCUGCCACUACAGACAACAAGUACUUCACGAAGUCCUGGAAGUCCACCUUUUACUUCCUCCACUUUUGGUGCACCCAACCCGCAACAAUUGCAGCAGGAGCGCUUGUCACGUCAAAUUCGUCGUGAUCGAUUGACAAUUGACAGAGACGCGGAAAUUUCGUUCCCUAAUUUGCUAAAAAAAGGGGAGACCUUUGAACAGGAACUACAACGGCGUCUUGAUAGGGAAGUACAAAAAGAUAUUUCAGAAGAAGUCAAUGGUACAUCUCAACCACAGGCUUCACGCUUAAUCCCACCAGACUUGGUCUUCAGUCCGGCGUCCAGACGUGUAUCAGCUGUAGACAUAGGUGAAGUUGUGGUGGGGUCAUCAGUCAUUAAUAUGCUCACCAUUAAUUCCCCAUCACGACAACUGUCUCGUCAAAAUUCAAUCUAUUCCAUGGAGGAAAGUGUCCUUCAACAGCAUCAUACAAACACCAUCUCACCUCAAGGAAGUCUUUGCUCGGAGAGGGGUACGUACCUAACUCCAGAAUAUCAAACUUGUUCUAUAGCAAACGUCGCAAAAAUUGAUUCCAAGAAAUGGGUAAAACCGGCUCGUUCUUUCGACCAUUUCUCAGGUACAAAUUUUGUUGUACAAAGAGCUGCUUCUCACUCCCCUAGUCAUCUAGCCGCGUACACACAAGAUCAGUCAAAACCCACAGUGCAUCUAUCGGAUACCGACUGCUUUGUAAGAACCCAGAAGAUUUUUGAAAGGCAAUUUGUGCCAGGUGACGCAAAUUACAAUAGAACACCAGAGUUCCUCUCAAUAGACUCCUCCAACAGCGAUCCCCAACACAUUGAAGGGGAAAUUCUCAGGGAGCAGAAGUGCUCUUUUUAUCAAGACGGACCCCUGCCAUACAGUAGCCGACGCCAUUUCCGAUCAGAAUCCAGUGGCGAAGAGAAACGUGCCCCUGUUCUGCUCAAGCUGAAACCCACAUCACUGACAAUCAGUGUUGACUGUCUAAAACAAAAGACCCCAUCUGGGGGACCAGGGAUUUACAGUGCUGGCCACCAUCGUGUCCCUUUUUAUGACAAUUCCCACACUUACCGAGAAGCGACAAAACGCUUGGCACAAAAGAAGAAGCAGCAACGGUCGGGAAAGGAGCUGCAUCCCCGAAAAAGUCUCGAGGUCGAGUCUGCCUGGUCUUCUUCUCAAUCAACAUCAUUUCCAAGUUCAAAGUCGCUUAGCCAGAAUAUUCACUGUCGCUCAAAGUCCUCCGAAACAGAUAUACGAGGCAGUUUAUCCCCGGCGACAAAGUGCGUGCGUCGUGACUACACGAUAGACGAAAAAACCGACGAGAUAUUCCAGGCUUUCUUACAACAUGAUCCUUUAAUGGAUGAAAUGACACCACAGCAUCCCCCAAAGUUGGGAAAAGGAGUUUGCAGCAAUCGUGAGCAAAGAGGGACCAAUGGAUAA
Mesocestoides corti is the source of this 2214-nucleotide messenger RNA. Lineage: Eukaryota; Metazoa; Platyhelminthes; Cestoda; Cyclophyllidea; Mesocestoididae. The record is from the annotation of a GenBank genome assembly.